AUGGCCAUGGCUUUGGCAAUAUUCAAUGAAUAUGCUGGGGUGCUUUCCAACGUCAAUGCAUGUCGCGAAUUCUUCAGUUGGACUGCAUCAGUUAUAACGGCCACUCGUUCUUCACAGAACACUUCAGAGUUGCGAGAUGAAGACAAGACAGCUGCCCAACAACAGACUGAAGAGGAAAUUGAGCGGCUGAAGGAUGAUCUUUGGAAGCUGGAGACAACAAUGCCCAAGAUGCUUGACCUCAUUGAUCGGGUCGAAUACCAAAGCCAUAAGAAACAAGCGGCUGAUCUCCUCCCGCAUAUCAAGGAUGCAGUCUUCGAAGCGGAGGACCUGCUUGACGAGCUUGAUUAUGAUGCGCUCAAGUGGAAAGUUGAGUGCAGCAAGAAUUUGGGGCUAGACCAAUUGCGUGAUACCUGUCUGGAAUUCUACGAAAGUGUCAGAUCUAAUGAUUACAUCAGAAAAGUCAACAGAAUUCAAAAAAAUCUAGAUCAUGUCCAUAAGCAGUCCAUGGAAAUGGGCUUGCACCAAGCACCUCUAAAGUUUGAUAAAUCUGUUAGGCCAGAAACAACUUCCUACUUUAACUGUGAGGAAAAAAUGAUUAGCCGUGAAAAAGAAAUGAAGGAGUUGGUGGGAAAACUAGGAGUUCAUUCACGGAAGAGAGGAAGGACUGAAAGCAAAGCAAGAAUGACCGAGUUGCAUGUGUUUUCCAUUGUUGGCAUGGGAGGGGUUGGAAAGACAACUAUGGCCCAACACAUCUGCAAGGAUACAAAUGUGAAGAAUCACUUUGGUGCCAAAAAUAUAAUUUGGACAUGUGUUUCAGAUGACUUUGACAUAAAACGGUUAACGAAAGACAUUGUAGAGGGCCUGGGAGGAGAUGCUUCAUCUAAUAGUCUGGAAGUUCUUAUGGGUAAAUUAGAAGGCUGCGUCAAGUCCAAAAAGUUCUUACUUGUCCUUGAUGACAUGUGGGAUGAUAUCUUGAAGGAUGACGGGGUGGAAUGGAAGAGGUUUUGUGCGCCUUUGAAAAAUGGCGUUGAAGGAAGUAGGAUUUUGGUCACCACUAGAUCUCCUGAGGUUGCUAAGAUAGUUGGCCCUAUGAAUAAUUAUGAGUUAAAGGGCUUAAAAGACGGGGUAUUCUUGGAGUUCUUCAAAUUCUGUGCAUUUGGAUCCAAGACUUUGGGCAACAACAGGGAGUCGUUGGAGCGCAUUGGUGAAAUAAUUGUUCCAAAGUUGAAGGGUUCCCCAUUGGCUGCCAAGACUAUUGGACGCUUGCUGAGAAUGGAUCUAAGUACAACACACUGGGGAAAUAUAAUGGAAAGUGAACUGUGGCGAUUAGAACAAACAGAGACCGACAUUCUGCCAGCCCUUCGACUGAGUUAUAUGUACCUCCCGCAGAAAUUGAAGAGAUGCUUCUCAAUCUGUGCAAUGUUUCCCAAGGAUUACAAAUUUGCGAAGGAUUUUCUAGCUGACAUUUGGAUUGCACUAGGAUAUGUGGAGUCAGCCCAAGAAGCAUCAAUGUGCUUUGAUGCCCUUGCAAAUCGUUAG
Messenger RNA from Triticum aestivum (bread wheat), 1539 nucleotides. RefSeq names its product putative disease resistance protein RGA4. Bases 1 to 1539 code for a protein of 512 amino acids. Lineage: Eukaryota; Viridiplantae; Streptophyta; Magnoliopsida; Poales; Poaceae. Gene Ontology annotation, molecular function: ADP binding. The transcript has a single exon. The record is from RefSeq and is a predicted model, not a curated record.